AGUUUUCAUAUAGCCGCCUGCUCUUGUCGUCUAUUGGCUGUUGUUGUAUCGGUGUUCGUUAUUUGGAGAAAAGGACGUCUUUGGUUUUUGCACGGUCGGAUUUUGUUUCGCGCGCCAUUUGAAUCCACCGCAGAUCGAUAAUAUACCGACGUAUCAACGAUCAAAUAAUCAUGAGUCAAGAAAACGCCAACAACUCUUGUUACAAGUACCUUAAAAGUUUGCAAGAGACAUCAAAAUCAACGUUUCUUAGUCAGAAGGAGAUAGUUCUUCAUAAAUUAUUAAUUCAAAACAAAUUAGAUCCUGGAACUAAAUUGUACUUAUUUUGUUAUGAAUGCCUCAUGUGUGCGCGGUACAUAAUGGAGAUUCGCGAAGACGAUAUGUGUGAGCACGAUUGCUGUCGAUCUUAUGCGCCACGAAUUCACUGUCACGAUCGUGAUAAAUGUAAAAUACUGUUCGUCCACAUAUUACAUGUGGACGACUUGGAAUCGCAACAAAAAUUAUUGAUAAAUACAAAACAGUCAUUGGGGUUAAAAUAAUAAAGACGGGAGCAAAAAAGAAGAGAAGCCCUGAAGAUGAUGAAGAUGAUGAAAUGUAAGAAUAACUUACAAGUUGCAAGUGAUUCCUGUAAAUUAUAUUCCAAUAUAAACGAAAUUGUGAGAAACAUAUAAACUCGACUAUCAAGUAUAUUAUUGUGAUCCAUGGAUUUUUUUUUAAUAGAUUACAUUAUUUCAUUAAUAUUAUAAUAAUCCUUUUUAUAUUGUUUAGUAGUAGCUAAUAUUAUAAACUAUAAUGUAUAUUUUUUAUUGUCUAACUAUUGUAAUUGUACAAUAUUAUUAUUAAUAUAUAAUUUAUUAUCUUACAUUUUUUUUUUAAUGAUUAAUAAUUCGCUAUAUCACUAUAUCAGUUUACUAUUUGUAUAAGACUUCUAUUCCUUUAUUUUUUGUAAUAAAAAAUAUUAUAAUAAUAUAUAAUAAUAUAAUAUUUUUAUAAUAAAUAAUAUCUCAUUAAAA
Molecule: messenger RNA, 1010 nt
Organism: Acyrthosiphon pisum (pea aphid)
Lineage: Eukaryota; Metazoa; Arthropoda; Insecta; Hemiptera; Aphididae
Source: RefSeq, marked predicted